AACCAAGUAGUCUGCGAGCCCCGAUGUUGUUACUGAUUGCUAUUUUCUGCAGUGCGCUUACGGCGCAUUUUGACUUAACGCUCGCCAGAAAAUGUGAAAGAAUUGACACUUCAGUUCUACCAGCCUGCACAAAAGCAGGCUACAGUUUCACGGCGAAUUUUUCCAACGUUGGACAACAGAGAUAUCAAGAGUUCGUGUCGUCGGAACUCAAUUUUUUUGCGAAACACUUCAAAAGUUGUUCGUCGCAUUCAGAAGCUUUUAUGUGUGCACGUUAUGUUCCAAAAUGUUCUGACAGUGUCGCCAAAGGACUUGUAUUGCCUUGCAGAGAAGUUUGCGAUCAAUUUGUCGACGAUUGCGAAACAGCGUUAAGGGAACGUGCUCUGUAUAAUCGCUAUGUUGCCUACUGUGGGCUUUUAAAUUCAACGCAAUGUUUUAAACCCAAAGGAUUCAUUCCCCGGGCAAACAUGACGAGAGGUAAGUUUGAACUAACUACUCAGAGCAUUUUUCAUGGCAUCCACAUAACAAGGUCAAGCAAAAAUUUUAGAAUGUAAUAUUCUAUUUUCUGAUAUUUCUAUAAAUAGGAAUUUUAAUCGAGAAUAUGCGUUUAUGCUAGGGCAUUUUAGCCUUUUCAAAUUUGUGUUUAUAUCAAACCUUAUUUAUUUAGAAUAUAGACUGUAUUACCUAGUGAAGAGAAAAAAGAUCUGACUUUAAUCCUUUUUAGUUGGAAAAGUUUGAUAACCGCCUUUUCUUUUUUUUGACAACAAGGCUCUGACCAAAUUUAUUUCGCGACGAAGGCCUUUCGAACGAAAUACAUAUUCACUCGACUUCGUGAAAAACCAAGUAUCGUGGGAAAGUUCUUCCUAAGCUGAGGGAAUUCUUCCUUUUUCAGGAUGAUAGAUAAUGGUCGUCUUGAUCCGGCUCUAAGGGAAGUGGUUAGAAAACAAUAGGAUACUCUCAAAAUCAAGUUUCCCAAUAACCACUCAGUUCAAACUUAAUUAAUGGAAGAGACAGUCAAUUCUUCAACUAUUUUAAGAAAGUUAGUUUUCUCUUAUCGUUCACUGUCUUGGAAAACAACUUUUCUGUGACAGCAUUUUUUCUACCAUUACUUGAUUUUCGAAAAGGCGCCAAACAUGUACUCUUCCGCCUUUAGGAAUUAAGUCGCGCGACACAGCGUGUUAAACUUGCUUGUUAACACGGCCAAUAUUCCGAAUAUUAAGUAAAUAAAAAAACAUUAUUUUCAAUUAAAAUCAUUCAGUCUUUGUUAUCUCCAGAGAAACAAUUACAAAAUUAGCUUUAUUCAAUGCAUUUGUAAAUUAGUAAAUUACAUCACGUUUGUCUUUAAAAGAAUUGCUCAGGGUCGAAAAACUGGAACCCCCACGCAUUUAUAUUAGACACAGGAGUUAUGGUAACUUUUGUCUUUGAGAAAUUUGUACGCGUAUGGUAUAUAUAUUAGCUUCUCGAUGUUUCACUCAUAGCAACCAACUCAAACAGAAAAUAAAAGUAAGCAAAUAUAUACUACAAUUAAUAAUGAAACUUCGGCUAAAUAUCUAAAUAUCCGUUUUUCAGCGAUCACUGAAACAACUCCUGUGGAUUAGAACAAUGCCCAUCAUUGCUAUAAAUAUUUUUUCGGUAUUUUUUCGACUAUGACACUGCGAGGAAGUACUUAACUGGAGACACUAUAGACCAUAGGUUUCAAACGCGGGCUGACUGAUACGAUUAUCAUGUGAAUCUAAUCUUUCUUUGGAAAUAUGUCCAGACACAAUACUGGUUAUAUUAAGUCAGCAGUUUUAUAGAAAACGUGUGGUGAACGGAACCUUUUUAGAAAGUAGGCGAGAAGCCUGCCAAAAUAAUUUCCUUUUUCUCAGUGACGCACAGAAAUUUCCGCAUAUCACAGUUAAAAAAUACAUAAACAUAUAAAAAAUUAGAACAGCCUUGGGAAGCGACACAUUUUUGUUCGCGCUUUCUCUCUUGGUUUACUCAGGAAAGUCAGUUUAAAAAUAGGAAAUGCCAAGGAUUAGGAGGUUUCAUCCGAUGCUUGUUUUAAGAAUUCAGAAGGUAAAGUAGAACAAAAUGGAAAGAAAAGUAAAGCGACUUCAAAUAAUGAUAAUUGGUUAGUAGUUUUCUUGCCGUUUUGUAAUAUGAAGAAUAAAUUAAUAUGCAUUGUGUAUUUGCUUUUUGUCUACAUAAACAGACGACAAAAUGAGGACGAAUAUAAAUGUUACUUCAUCCUUCAUAUGUCUUGCCAUGAAUCAAGGUAGCGGGUGUUCUUGAAAAAAUCGGUUCAGUAACAAAUACAGAAGUAGUUUGAAGGGAAUGGAAACUCACAAAAGGCAAAAAUGAAAGAUAUUUUAUUUCCGACCAAAGCUAGCCAGGAACAAUUUCGUGCGUUCACAAUCCUUUCGCAUGCAGUCGAUACUGAGAAAGGAAGGUGAGAACAACCUAAAGACCCAUUGACUUAGCCAUUCGGAAUGGCUUACGGCGCAAACACCCUGUUCGGGCUUGAUUGUAGCUGACAAUUUGGUAAAAUGACAGCUUACUGCCACAAAAUAACUUGCCUAUAACUGACGCUUGGUCAAGGUAUAUUCCCACGACAUAACUAACAACAGCAAGCUGUGCUCCUAACCUAAAUGGGAAAGUUUAGCUGAUAGUAAUAGACAACUUCUAAAUGAUACACCACCCCUUAGAAAGGGCUUGUUGCAUUGAUAUAAAUACAUUGACAUGAAGCAAAAGCCGUGCGUAACGAUGAUCCUGUUAGUUCGGAAUUUGAUCAGACUACUGAUAUCCAAAUAUAAUAUAUUAGACGAAAAAAUACGGCAGAAUUAAUCGGCGCACACACCUUACACGCACAUUUCAGUGGUAACUUUCCAUAAAAAUUUUCAAAGUUCGACAUGCCCGCAGCUAGCUAACAGCAUGCGUCCAGAACGUCACACAGCGAAUUACAAAAAAUUUAUAAGUUAAGACGAAAAAAGUAGGAAAGAACGGCAAAAAUGAAAGUCAUUAUAUUGAUAAAACAACGUACAAAAUUGGAAACAACUUUUCGGCUAUACUAGCGAAACAAGUCCUCUUCAGGUUGAGAUGUUACCAAACACAAUCGUAAAAUGUUCAAAUUAUGUCAAUAGGGAAUGUCUCAAGUAACAGUAAUUUAAUUCUAAAGAUAGCAAAUACAGAUUACUUUUUGUCACGUUUGUAUACUUCAGUACGAGUUAGGAUUCUAGCUUUGUAGGUAAGAUGUGUCUUUUAUAUGAUAAUGACUCAUUAUAAUGGUUAGGAACUUUGGGAUCUCAAUGGAAAUCGUAUGAUUUCUAAGGCGUGGCCAGUUUCCUUUCGUUUCUUGACCAAGUAAUGGUGAAGUGAUUUGUCACCUUUUAAGAUUGUGGACGAAAUGCAGAAGAAAACUUUUGCACGUACUCUAUGUUUCUUAGGAUUCUGCAUCUUUUACAUUGGCAACUCUAAGAAAUGAAAGGGUUAGUGAGCGCAUGCUGAGAACCACUAGAAAUUUCUACUGAAUUCAUUUUUGCUGACUAAUACUGACUGUGUUGUUACCACAGAUCGCUCACUACCAAGUUGUGAGGCAGUAACCAAGCCCGCUUGCGUAACCAGCAAUCUCAGCGGCCUGGGAAAUGAGACCAAAGCCCGGCUCCAGAACUUGAUCAACAGGCUAGCCCCAGUCUCAAACAGUUCUUGUUCAUCGGACUUAACUAGACUAGCCUGCUUUCUCCAAACGGGACCGUGUGUUACCAAUAAAGGCCACACCCUAGACACGUGCCAAUCACUGCGUAAGGAAGUCAGAGAUAGCUGUAAAGACGAAUUGCAGAGAUACAACAUCUCCCUCCCUUUGUACGUUCCAAACUACCCUGAAGUGAGCGCUGGUGAUGGUUUGUGUUACCUGUCACGUUGGCCUGUUCCGAGGCCCAAAUCAGGUUUGUUUGUUUAUGAUCCGUCGACAACUAAAUUUUCGCUCCCCCAAAAUUGAAGCACCGAUUUUAUGGCAGGUGCAACUGAGGGUGUAAAGACAAGGUUAUAAGGGUUUUAGUUACUGGAUCUUUAGGUACACCAACAAAUCACCAAAAACCGAAAACCCGAAACUCCGAAGUGAGGCUCACGUUGUUCAAAAGUCAAUAAGCAAAUUCUUUCACUGUUCUCCAUGCAUUUCGAGGCAAUUACAGGCAAGGCGGAACCGGGGCGGCUUUAUCGCCAACACUUUUGCCGAGAAAAAAUUAAAUAUAAGACCUUAGCCAACCAAUAGUCAGCCGCUAUUAUUUCACCUUUGUCAAUUAAUUUUUUUGGCGUUGUGAUUGGUCUUCGUAUUGUUUGCGAAAGCUCUUCACUCAACUGUGAGGCAAAAUAAAUUCUUUCUUAAAAAGUGUGAAUUCAAAUAUGUGUAAAUAUCAGUAAGCCUUUCAUCCCUAACAGGGACAAUAUCAUCACUGCAGCCAAAACAACAUUUUUCUCGAUGUUUUUAAAGGUUGCAAGCCGCAGAAACGGGCUGAUCGGUUCAUGGAAUUGUUGAAAAUGUUUGAAUUAAAGAUUCUGGGUUAUUACCUCUUCUUCCUCCUCUGAUACUUGCCGAGCUUUGUUUGGGCGCUUACCACGGCCAGCCAGCUGUUUCGCUUUGUCCUCCAACACCAGUUUGGACGAACUAAAUUCUCGGUCACGUACAAUGGACAGGGUGCAGCCUUUGUCUAUCAAGCGAUGCAAUCAUUACUUAAAGGCUUUCUGGUUCAUAAUCUUCACCUUUUUUAUUGUUUACUUCGGCGUUUAAAAGUUAGAGCAAAGUGUUACGCUCAGCCAGCUCAUAAUUUUCUAUUUGAGUACUAACAAUGCACGGCAAGAAGAGAGGAUAGUGAAGGUGAUGUAAAGUACAAUAAACGACAAAAAAAGGCGGAAAAAAGGAGUUUGAGGGUCACCAAGGCAGUUCAUUAAUUGCCCAAACUAGUUGUCAUUUCCAAGAGUGGAGGAGAGUGGAGAUUUGUGGUACAUCUUCGCAUAACUAUAUCUACAAACAAGAUUGCUGCAAAUGAUAGAGUAUAACCGUUUUUAAACAGGGGCACCCAACGAGGAUAUAGUUCAAAACCACUGAAACAUAACAUUGUUCAACGCAUUUUAGUAUUUAAACGGUAGUUAUAGGCAUAUUUUUAUCCCCUAAAAACUUUUCAUCUGUUCGGAUUUCUUAGCUGAAAGUCUAGUGAUUCGAAAAUUAUAGGGAUCAAAACUUACCUUUUCGAAAAUUUCAGUCAGGAAAAGGCUCCCGAAAAUUCUAGGUGGCCUUUCUUAGGGUAAAUAUCCGUUUAAAAUGGGUAAUUAUACCAUUCUGUAGAUGUUCGAAAAUCCUAGGAGAGGCAGGCAAGCAAGAAAUUUUACAACAAAUGUUCCGAAAAUUCUAGUUCUCAAAUCGUCUUCCGAACAGAUAUUUUCCCGAAAAUUGCCGUUGGGUGCCCCUGUUUAAAGACUGAACUUGAAGUUUGCUUUCUUUUUUUACAUAUUAGAAAUCAAAAGCAGACAUAAGAGGUUACAGUGCCUAUGCACUACAUGUGAAAACAAGACAUGCACGACGGAUGGCUCAUGCCUUAUCUAUCGCAACCCAGAAGAUGGGAAACAUGUCAAAAGAUGCAUUGUUGAUGGUGAGGAUAGAGAUUUGAUUUGCAGCAAUGUUCUGCCACACAAAGAGGACGUUAGAUGCUGCGAAACAGACUUCUGCAAUCGUAGACUCGUACCUGGUAAGAUAUCAGCGUGUUAACUUGAUGGUUUUUUUUUUGGCGUUUUCGUCGUCGAGGUGGUUGCGCUGAGCUCGCUAGUAGCAUUACCACGCAAAACAAUUUUUGGUGCAUAACGAUCUUGCCUGAAAAACCGACGCCUGAUUUGAUGGAAAACAUACGUCGAAAUCGGCGUCUGCAGGUAGCCCAUACGGAGGCUCUGUGACCUCUGCGUUUGAAGUCAAUGCCCCAAUAUUUAACAACCGUUAGCACUGCCUGAGUGAAAAGGUUCCAACAAAACCUUCCCUCCAGUUAAAUGCCCAGCCUUUUAUGAAAUGCAAAUUAUUUUCCAAUGCAGAUGUAAUAAGCCCCAGCGUAUGUAAGAGGCCUUUGGUAAAAAUAAUAAGGGCCGGGCUUAUCAUCGGAGUUUUAUGCGGUAAUUUGGAGAUUCAAUCAUCCCACCCUACAUAAGAUACAAAUUGGUUAUAAACCGCUUUUAAGGUUGGAUUUAAAGCAGAGACAUUUCAAAAGCAUCAGCUGCUUAUAGAUUGUUUCAAACCCACAAUUGUAGGUCAUGAAUUGAUAAAUAAUGUAACGACGAAAUGUUUAAAGAUCUCCCAUGAAAAGUAGCAAAACCAGUUGUUAGAAAGAGCUUUCUAGAAAACUUUAAUUGAGUUCUCUUAUGAGAUGGUAACCGAUCAUUUCGCCCCCAGGUCUUUUCGUCCCGGUUACUUAGCCCCAUAUUUUCGAGUCAUUUAAAUAUGCAAUAUAUCUCGUUCUUUUAGCGAUGUUAAAGGUUACUUAGGGGGCUGAGUAACCGGGGCGCCGGAAAUGACCGUAAAGCCAUAAGAUUACAUCACCGGACCCCCUCAAUAACAUUAAAUUCUUUGUUACACAUUAACAGAGAACAGAGAGAAAGGCAGAGUGAAGAAGAAAAAGAAAAACCCUCCAGGUAUAAAAAAAUUAAUGUUAUGAACAAAACAUGAAACAGUGGCAUUAUUAGUAAUAGAUGGGUUGGCCCCUAGGGCGGGCGGGUACUAAACAGAGUUUUAUACGGGGAGCCUCGUACCCCUUUAUAUACCAUCUUUUUUUAAAAAGGUACCUCUUUCAUAUAACAAAUGGUAUCCCUUUCACAUAUAUCUAGUUUUGACCUUUGCAGCCCCUUCAACUGCUGAAAACGCACUGUCCUAAAUAUUAAUAAAUCACAAAACCAGAAGGUUUUCUCGAAUUUUUCAUAGCCACAAAAUGCAUCUGACAGAUUUUGCUACCCUUUCAUAUACCUCAACUAGUGCAAUCCCUACCCUUCUAUGUACCUGAAGGCUGAAAAAGGUACCCCUUUCGGGCGGAGCCUCCCCAUAAUAGGCCAAUAGGGAGAAGGUCCCCCACCCCGGUGCCCCCCGCCCCGAGGGUUGGCGAAUAGGUCAUUUUCGAGUUGCACCAAUCCUCUGUUUCCAAGCGAGGGAAAGUGAAAAGCUACUGAUAUGAAAAUGAAUUUUAAUUCCUACGCAAAUAAAACUCUUUUCACCGGAAAGGCUUUGCACUUAGCCGCGUUUUGAAAGGGAGAGUUUUUGGAACUCGGAAAUCAUCAUCAUCAUCAUCACUAGCUAAAUGCAUAUGUACUUUCAAAUUCUAGAAUAAUACAAAGUAUUGAAUUAACUCUUAAAAUAUUACAAAUUGCAAUAAUGUAAUGUAGGAGAGAUAAAUAGAAAAAUCAAAUUAAAUUAAAGCUUUUUUUCCACGAAUGCCGUGUUCGAGUUAGAAGUUAACAGGUUUCGAAAGCGAGUCGAAGAUUUUGCUUGUCUCAUAUCAGAGGGUAAAUUGUUCCAAAGAACAGCCCCACUGUAGCAGAAACUAUUUCUACAGUAAUUGGUUCAUAACAAGGGAACAGCAAGCUUAUUUUUUGUGCGCAAUUAGGAAAAUACACUCAUAAUUACGGGCACACAGAGCGAAAACAAGCACAGCAGCGCCCAUCUUUUUAUUGCAGUUUUAAUAUGUGGCCAACAAUUGUGCUAAGUUUGAAAAAAAUCUGGUUAAAUGAUUAACUUUAUUAUUUCUUUCCUAGGCGUUACCACCACGCCAACACCUUCAGUCAAGAAAUCAGAAAAGAAAUUUGGCAUUUCCAGCGGAAUACUGGCAACAGCAGUUGUGGGAUCCUUACUCAUUGUCACUUUAGUAACAUUUUUAUUAUACCGCACAAUAAAAAAGCUAAGAGACAAUUCAAGAGCACGACAAAGGAGAAACAGCGGAAAUUAUGUCCAUAGAUCAAACAUAUCAUCCAAUGGGAGAGCUGUAACCAUUGGAGACAACAACAAAGGGUUUGAACACGCAAACGAGGUUCACAAUGGAAUUGCUCUUUAUUAACUCUUAGAGGAGUUCAAAGUGAGAAUUCCCCCCAAAAAUCGAAAUUUCUUUUCGUAAUAUCAAAGGAAAUAAAUCCUACCACGCAAAAGAUCUAUCGAAGAGGUUUCAUUUAAAUGGUAACACCAGGAUUUCAUCAACAGAUUGACAAGUUAGAAUAGGAAAGCCAAACCCAUGGCGCCAUGUAGAACGCAAUAAGAGUGAACUAACUACAUCACAGCAAGAUUCUAAGUGCCUUUCUAUGAUUGACUCCAGCUGGACGUUGAUGGGUUAACAACCCAUAUGUGACUUUUUACGGGGAAAAAUUAGGCUUAGUUAUAUGUCAAGAAAAAAGGUUACACUUCGAGUCCCAAUAUCCACAUACACAUUCUCAAGACUGAUCACCAUACAUUUCCUUAAGGAAUUAGUUAAGAGACUUCGACAAAAGAUCAAAAGCAUUUGCCCUUUGGUGAUCAUUUCGUUAUUUCUCAUAACGUUCACUCUUGAUUGUGUAUUGAAAUUAUUAGAAUAAAAUUGAUGUUGGGCAUGGAAAAUUGUGCAAAAAACCCUCAAACGCAACCUUUUAAAUUUUUCUCAGGCUUGAUAAAGCUCUUCUGUCUUAGAACAACUAAAGAACGUGAAAUGAACUGGAAAUAUGCAAGAACAAUCAGUUCUCAAUUUGCAGAUCGUGAGGUUAAUUAGAUAUUUAUUUUGUACAUUAUGUACUGGUACAUGUGUACACGGGAUCUUUGUAAUUUUAUAAAUAUGAAUUUACA
This is a messenger RNA of Porites lobata, 8806 nucleotides long. NCBI's taxonomy places the organism in Eukaryota, Metazoa, Cnidaria, Anthozoa, Scleractinia, Poritidae. The record is from the annotation of a GenBank genome assembly.